UCUUCUCAUUGGUCAGAGCGGUACAGCAUGUGACGAGUCAGAGCAUUAAACUUUUCUGUCCGUUCCGCUCGCUUGACACAGACAGAGACACACAGUCAGGCUGUUUACUACAGCAUUCUGCUGCUUUACACAGAGCAAUUCCAAAGAUACAACAUGCAAACGACACAAAGACACUAGUUCAGAAAGAAAAGAUGGAGGACGUGGCCUCAGCCCCGGCUCUCGCAGGCCCGUCCCAGCCCACGUUCCCCCGCCCGUCGGCCUCCGAGCGCCGCAACCGCAAGUCCGGCACGGCCAACAUCUUCCAGGGUGUGAACCUGCGGCAGCUGAAGCGGCUCUUCCAGGCGGCGGGCGACCCGGACGCGGACCAGAGAGCCCGCAUGGUGUGGGGGAACCGGAGAGCAGAGGACGAGGGCGACCGGGAGGAGGAGGCGGAGGACGGAGGCAUGGCGGAGGUGGAGACGGGGCUGGCGCAGGCGCUGGUGGGGCUCAGGGUCCGAGCGAGGAACAGAAGCGGCCUCAGGGUGGAGUCUCAUAAAGACACCACGGGAACGAGAUGGGUCCGAGCGUUUGGACACCUCAGGAUCAACGAGUGCUCGCUGGGACCGGCGUCUGAAGUCAUAACCGGAGAAGAUAAAGACGACACUGAUAACGGUGAUCCGUCUGCUCUGGGAGCCUGUGGGGGACAGAGCCCUUCUGAGGCCGGGUCAUGUGAUCAAGGGGACUUCCCUGAGGAAGAGGCUCAGGCGCCCUCGGCUGGCCCUCGGUGGAGCUGGAACGCCGCCCCAGAGAAAGAUCCCGAACGCUACCUGCACCGGAUCCGGCACUGAUGCCGAGAGCGGGAAGUGGAGCAGUGUGGGAUUACCGAACGCGUUCAAUCAGAUUACAGCCUGAGAGACUCUCCGCCAGCGCAGAUUUACUUGAAGCUGCCGCCUCAAUCAAACACUAGUCUUAAUCGAGCAACGGUGAACACUACAGCACCUGACACUAACAAUA
Rhinichthys klamathensis goyatoka is the source of this 993-nucleotide messenger RNA. It is a transcript of the gene avpi1, whose product is annotated as arginine vasopressin induced 1. Lineage: Eukaryota; Metazoa; Chordata; Actinopteri; Cypriniformes; Leuciscidae. The transcript is spliced from 3 exons. The coding region runs from base 192 to 827 and encodes 211 amino acids. The record is from RefSeq and is a predicted model, not a curated record.